AUGUCCAACUUAAAAACGGACUCUGGUGUUAAAUGCAAUGCCAUGUCCUCAUCCACACUGCAGUGUAGAGACCCCAAUGCCCAAAUUGAUCAGUCAAAUAAAGUAAACCUGAUAACUUACAGCAGUCAAACAAUUCAGACACUGGUCACUGCUAUCCUGGCUCUUUCAAAGGGCAAGUUGUUAUUCCAGAUAGUGGAUAGAAAUGUUAGAAUCCUGUUAGGCUUACCGUACAGCAUUUGGUUAAAUCUCAUCCAACUCAGCCCAGAGAUACAUGCUGUACAACUGCAGGCUCCUGAGAUAACUGAUUACGAGAACCUAUUUCGUACCGACCCUAUUGGUAAGUCACGUAUCACAUGUUCCUGGAUGAAUCAGUGCAUCCCACUAUGUGUGCCCCCUGAAGGAUCCCACUGGUUAUGA
Pelobates cultripes (western spadefoot toad) is the source of this 417-nucleotide messenger RNA. The record is from the annotation of a GenBank genome assembly. Lineage: Eukaryota; Metazoa; Chordata; Amphibia; Anura; Pelobatidae.